Haemonchus placei is the source of this 1339-nucleotide messenger RNA. NCBI's taxonomy places the organism in Eukaryota, Metazoa, Nematoda, Chromadorea, Rhabditida, Trichostrongylidae. The record is from the annotation of a GenBank genome assembly.
AUUUGUUCAUUCAGGUCCCGACUAUGAUUAUCCUGUUUGCCCUACUGGUUUAGUUUCUGUUAGCGUCACUCCCACUGUUCGGAUUGAGAACAACAAUAUUUUGCCCCAUAUAGAGCUAAAUAUUUCUGCUACCGUUUAUGAGAAUGCGAAUUCUGUCUUUAUUCGGCUGCAAUGUUUACAUGCUCCUGAUGCCGAAGAUAUUUAUUGCCAUGAUGCUGCAAGAAUGUCAUUUAAAGGGAAAUGGUUGUGGCCAUGCAGGGCAAUUAUUUUUGAUGAAGGCGAAGUUGUUUCUGCUCCUUUUACUUUCGGAUACUCCUGUUUUCGACUGUUUGGUCUUUCUCAGUACAUGGUGAAUGUCACAAUUUUUCCUCAGCAGUGCAGAUCGAGUUUACUGGUCACUUCGCCAUCGGAUUCCCAGCUAUCUCCAGAAAUUGCCACUUUUUAUGCAAACAAGAAUGUUUCUACUCCAGACUGGUCACCGCUGUUAAUUGUUGACUUUGGUGAUGAGGAUGGGCUUUGGUUGCGCGUUGAAGGACCUUCUUCAUCGCACGCUAGAGUAAUUACCGUAUCAGUCUUCGAACGUCACCUUGAUGGUGUGCUUCGUCCUUUGCAAUCAGUCAACGUUGUCCACCCGUCUACUGGAUUCAAGAGACUAGUUAAUGUGCUUUGGUCUUUUUUAUUCGUCAACCAAUUUGCCGCUCCACUCAUGCAGAGAUUUCAGUGGCGUAAUGUAGCCAAAGGAGAGUACGUUGUAUAUACACAUAUUCCACGGCACGACUGCAUGCUCAUUUGUGACGACGUUCCGUCUAAUUCCGUACCUUGUCGUCUUUGUGCGCACACUGUUGUUAACUUCUCACUCCCUGCUGAUCGAGCAAGCUUGUCAUGGAAAGGAUUGCGUCGGAUGCGUGUACUUCUGGGCGUAGCAUUGUGUAGUAUGUUCUACUUACUUGUUUUGCGGCGGCGGGUGCGGCGAACACCGGCUGAGGUUCGAGAGAUUGAAUUACAAGUGAAACCUUUGGUUCUCUUACUGACGCCAGAUGACUGUGCUGAAUAUUCGGCAGUAGUGGUUGCCCUCAGUCGUGUCCUAGAACAGCAUGCAAAAGUCACCGUUCUUCUGGAUCAUCACGAGAUGAUUAAUUCUGUUCCUUCAAACUUUGCUCGUUUGACAGCGCUUAUUCAUUCUAUCGACGAUGCAUGUGAUCACCAAGUUCCAUCCAACUGUCCUGCCGUAGAUGAAUUUAAUGACGCUGUUGAGACUAUGAUGGCUUUGAUACACAGAAACCCUGGCUGGAUGCAGCAGAGGCUUUGUACUGAGGUAAUUGGACUGUUCGUCGUCUGA